Messenger RNA from Musa acuminata subsp. malaccensis (wild Malaysian banana), 1231 nucleotides. Its product is annotated as protein SRC2. Lineage: Eukaryota; Viridiplantae; Streptophyta; Magnoliopsida; Zingiberales; Musaceae. Gene Ontology annotation, biological process: defense response. The record is from RefSeq and is a predicted model, not a curated record.
AGAAAAGUGACACGAGUAUCCUGGUAAUUUCAAGUGUGCCAUCGCUAUGAAACUCGCACGCUUUUGUUGCAACCGCACCUAUAAAUGCCUUCUAGCAGCCUCUUCGACUGUCGCGCUCCCAAUCCCCAAUCGCAUCGCUCCUCCGUCACUGAUCCUCAAACCGUUAAAGGUAAGAAGGAAACCUCUCCGAUUGUCGGUUCUCGAACUCGGACAUGGCGUACCGGACGCUUGAGAUCACCUUGAUCUCCGCCAAGGGCCUCAAGGACGUCAACCUCUUCUCCAAGAUGGCCGUCUACGCCGUCGUCUGCCUCUCCGACGACCCUCGCACGCGGCAGAGCACGCCGCCCGACCGCGAGGGCGGUUGCAACCCUUCCUGGAACUCCACCUUUCGCCUUACCGUCCCCACGGACGCCAACCUCGCCCGUGUCCACUUCCUCCGGAUCCUCCUCCGCACCGAGCGCGCCCUCGGCGACCGCGACGUCGGUGAUGUCCGGAUUCCCCUAACGGAGCUGAUCUCCCGGGCCGGCGACGGCCCGCAGCCCGUGCAGUUCGUCAGCUACCAGGUCCGCAGGACGACCUCCGGCAAGCCCAAGGGCGUCCUCAACUUCUCCUACAAGCUCGGCGAGCGCGUCGCCGCGCCCGCGGCCCCCGCACCGUCUGCUGCCCCGCCCGCAGGCUACCCGCCCUCGGUCACGGCGUACCCCGCGUCGGCUGCUGCCCCGUACCCUUUUCCGCCCUCGUCAAAGGCGGAUGAGCCCGUGAUGGCGUACCCCUUGGGGACGAGCUACGGGGCGGCGCAGCCGGUCCCGCCGCCAUCGGUCUACCAUCAACCGCCGCCGCCGACCUACCAGCAACGGCCGCCGUAUGGUUACGGGUACGGGUACGGGUACGGGGCGGCGCGGCCUCCAGUGGCGCAGCCGCAGAGGAAGAACAAUUUCGGGAUGGGAUUGGGUGCGGGGUUACUGGGCGGCGCGCUUGGCGGGCUUCUGGUCGGGGAUAUGGUAUCUGAUGCUGCGGCCUACGACGACGGCUACGACGCCGGAUUCGACGAUGCCGCUGGCUUCGAUUUUUAGGCGAGUCUUCUCCCUCUUUCUUUCUUAUCUCUUAGAUAUGUGUGUGAAAAUAGAACAGUUAGAUAAUUAGGCAAUCUCGGAACUUUUUGCUGUUGUUGUGAUUUGUGCUUAUGGAUGAUGAUUGUACAUGACAAAAUUUACUUGCUCGGGUUAAUGUU